Messenger RNA from Xiphias gladius (swordfish), 741 nucleotides. It is a transcript of the gene grem1a, whose product is annotated as gremlin 1a, DAN family BMP antagonist. NCBI's taxonomy places the organism in Eukaryota, Metazoa, Chordata, Actinopteri, Istiophoriformes, Xiphiidae. The coding region runs from base 114 to 653 and encodes 179 amino acids. Gene Ontology annotation, molecular function: receptor ligand activity; BMP binding. The record is from RefSeq and is a predicted model, not a curated record. The transcript is spliced from 2 exons. Gene Ontology annotation, biological process: animal organ morphogenesis.
GUUCAUAAAGCCACUGCAGAGGAGGUAGGACCUGAGGAGGAAGCGCAUGCUGUCAGCUGUCUGACUGGAUGAAGUUUGCCCGUGAGGAGCUUGAAUAAACAACAGCUUCGACGAUGAGGACCGCAUCGGCGCUGAUCUCCGCGGGGGUCCUGGCGCUGCUGCUCAGCGCGCCGAGGAGCGCAGACGCGGCGACCUUUCAGAGCGCCCUGCCGCAUCCCAACAAGUACAAUCCGAACGAGUCGGAGAGAUGCCUUCAGCCCGCCAUCGGUGGACUAAUAUCCCGCGGGCCGGGGCCCGUAACGUCGACCGACGAGGUGCUGGAGUCCAGCCAGGAGGCGCUGCACGUCACGGAGCGCCGGUACCUACGGCUGGACUGGUGCAAGACGCAGCCGCUCAAGCAGACCAUCCGCGAGGACGGCUGCCUGAGCCGCACCAUCAUCAACCGCUUCUGCUACGGACAGUGCAACUCCUUCUACAUCCCGCGGCACAUUUACCAGGACGGGAACGCCUUUGAGUCCUGCUCCUCCUGCAAACCCAAAACCUUCAGCACCGUCACGUACACCCUCUUCUGCCCGGGGCAGACGCCGAGCACCAGGAAGAAACGCGUGCAGCGCGUAAAGCAGUGCCGCUGCACGACGAUAGACAAGGAUUAGGCGGAAACCUCCACACGCCGGCCGGUAGUAUUCUCUCUUUCGUGGGCGGAAAAGUGCAGCUUUGCAAAAAAUAAAAUGAAAAAAAAUU